Molecule: messenger RNA, 1813 nt
Organism: Elaeis guineensis (African oil palm)
Lineage: Eukaryota; Viridiplantae; Streptophyta; Magnoliopsida; Arecales; Arecaceae
Product: myricetin 3-O-rhamnoside 1,2-glucosyltransferase UGT709G2
Molecular function (GO): quercetin 7-O-glucosyltransferase activity; quercetin 3-O-glucosyltransferase activity
Source: RefSeq, a predicted model, not a curated record
CUCUUCAACCGACUCAACUGGCUGGAAUGAAAAUAGCUCGUCAUGUCUAUCGUCACUUUCGUUUGCGUGUGGAAUGGAAGCAUUACAGCACGCCAAUGGCAGCCCCUUUCUUACCUUAGCCGCUUAAGAGGAUAAGGCCACCACCGUCUAUAAAGUUGCAACAGCUUCAUGCCAACCCACUGCAUGAGAGCAAGAUGGCGGAGGUGGCGGGGGAGCCCCACGUGCUGAUAUUUCCUUUUCCGGCCCAAGGUCACGUGCCAACGAUGCUCAAGCUGGCCGAGCUCUUCUUGCUGGCUGGUCUCCGCAUCACCUUCAUCAACACCGAACGCAUCCACCGCCGGCUCCUCCUCAACUCCCCCACCCUCCCGCCGCUCGCCCGACUCCCCCGGUUCCGGUUUCGGACCAUUCCCGACGGACUCCCGGAGGAUGAUCGUCGAGCCUCCGUCCCGUUGCAAGAGCUCGAGGAGUCCAUCCGCACUCGGUCCAGGGAGCCGUACAGGGAUUUGCUGGCCCCGGCCGGCCGGGAUCCUGACGAAUGGCCAUCAGUGACGUGUGUGGUGGCCGACGGAAGCCUGCCGCUUUCGUGGGAGGUGGCGGAGGAGGUGGGGAUCCCGGUGAUCUUCUUUAGGACGAGCAGUGCUUGCGCCUUCUGGGCUUAUUAUCGCAUCCCCGAUCUCAUCAAGGGCGGAGAGAUUCCAUUCCCAGAGGAGGCUGAUUGGGACGAGAAGGUACGAGGCGUGCCAGGGAUGGAAAGCUUUCUACGACGGAGAGACCUCCCAAGUUUUUGUAGAAAUGCCAAGACAACAUCUGAUCGCGGUCUCCAGUCCGUGGACAACGCCACUGCAAGCACAAGGCGAGCGAGAGCUCUCAUUCUCAACACCUUCGAGUCCCUCGAGGGCCCCGUCCUCUCGCACAUCCGUUCCGCCAUUCCCAUCACCUACGCCCUCGGGCCUCUCCAUCUUCUUGUCAAAACCUUCGAGAAUGGUGGUUCAUUUGUUACGAUCAACUCUGUCAGACUUUCGCAAGAAGACCGCUCCUGCAUGACAUGGCUCGACUCUCAGCCGCCGAGGUCCGUCGUCUAUGUUAGCUUCGGAAGCGUUGCAGUGAUGUCGAGGGAAGAGCUGAUGGAGUUUUGGCACGGGUUGGUGGACAGUGGUGAGCGCUUCUUAUGGGUGCUGCGAUCGGAUUUGGUCGAAGGGAAGACAGGGGAGGCAGUACCGGCCGAGGCGGAGGGAACGAGAGAGAGGGGGUGCAUUGUGGGUUGGGCACCCCAGGAAGAGGUGCUGUCCCACCCGGCCGUAGGAUGCUUCUUGACCCACAGCGGGUGGAAUUCGACGCUGGAGAGCGUGUCGGCAGGUGUUCCAAUGAUAUGCUGGCCUUGCUUUGCGGACCAGCAGAUAAACAGUAGGUUUGUCAGCGACGUGUGGAGGAUCGGGGCGGACAUGAAGGACAAAUGCGAGAGAAGCAUUGUGGAGAAAAUGGUAAGGGACGUGAUGGUACGGGAGAGGGCAGAGCGGCUGAGGACGUCGGCAAUGGAGAUGGCGGAACUUGCGAGGAGGAGCGUGGCCAAAGGAGGGUCGUCUUACAGGGACUACUGGAGUUUGGUCGAACACAUUAGAGCCAUUAGUUCAAAUGGGCAGCAGAAAUAAGUGCCAUUCAGCACAGGACUUUAUUAAUGUUGUUGCUUGUUACAACUAUUUCUGUCUUAAGCAUAACAAGAGCAGGGUCUGACAUAGCCAUUUAAUAAUCCAGGUUGCAUGCAUGUAUAGUCACUUUCGAACCAUUUAACAAGUCAAUUUUCUAGUUUCGCCAA